Molecule: messenger RNA, 1224 nt
Organism: Zingiber officinale
Lineage: Eukaryota; Viridiplantae; Streptophyta; Magnoliopsida; Zingiberales; Zingiberaceae
Exons: 1
Coding region: 1-1224 (407 amino acids)
Source: RefSeq, a predicted model, not a curated record
AUGUAUGUGAAGAAUGCUUUUCUUCAUAGAGAAUUGGAUCGGGAAAUUUAUAUGAUCCAACCAAUAGGUUUUCAGAACCAACAUCAUCUUGAAUAUGUGUGUAAGCUAUGGAAAGCACUCUACGGAUUGAAACAAGCACCUAGAGCGUGGUAUGGUAAAAUUGCUGAAUUUCUAACUCAAAGUGGUUAUUUAGUAACAUCUGCAGAUUCCAGCUUAUUUAUCAAAACAAAUAAAGGAAAAUUAGCUAUCGUGUUAGUAUAUGUGGAUGACCUAGUCAUAACAGGUGAUGACAAAGAAGAAAUUCUUCAAACAAAGGAGAAUUUAUCAGUUCGCUUUCAAAUGAAGGAACUUGGGCAACUUAAGCACUUUCUUGGUUUAGAGAUUGAUCGCAUACAAAAUAGAAUAUUUCUUUGUCAACAAAAAUAUUCCAAAGACUUGUUGAAAAAGUUUGGAAUGCUCGAAUGCAAGCCGAUUUCGACACCCACGGAGCCAAAUAUCAGAAUAUGUGCACAUGAAGGGAAAAGUUUAGAAGAUGCAACUAUGUAUCAACAAUUGGUAGGCAGUCUCAUCUACUUAACCUUAACUCGACCUGAUAUUUCUUAUGUAGUCAGUGUGAUAAGUCGGUAUAUGCAAAAUCCAAAGAAGCCUCAUUUAGAAGCAGCUCGACGAAUAUUAAGAUAUGUAAAGAGCACAAUUGAUUAUGGCCUUUUGUACAAAAGAAAUGAAGACUGCAAGUUAGUUGGCUACUGCGAUGCUGACUAUGCAGGAGAUUGUGACACAAGAAGAUCAACAACUGGUUAUGUAUUCAAGCUUGGUUCUGGAACAAUCUCGUGGUGCAGCAAGAGACAACCAACUGUAUCAUUGUCAACUACUGAAGCUGAGUAUCGAGCAGCAGCAAUGGCAGCUCAAGAGAGCACAUGGAUAAUACAACUAAUGAAUAAUCUACAUCAACCAGUAGAUUAUGCAGUUCCAGCAUAUUGUGACAAUCAAUCAGCAAUUUGUUUGGCAGAAAAUCCAAUCUUUCAUGCAAGAACUAAGCAUGUUGAAGUUCAUUAUCAUUUUAUCAGAGAAAAAGUUCUGCAAGGAGAAAUUGAGAUGAGACAAAUCAGUACAGAUAAUCAAGUUGCGGACGUGCUUACAAAAGGAUUAAACGCCAACAAAUUUAAGAUGUUCCGUUAUCAACUCAGCACAAUACAAAGGGUUGGUAUUGAGGGGGAGUGUUGA